AUGAAGAUACCUCUCGAUGAUAUCAGUUUUAUUGCUGCACGUGCACGAUAUUUUCGGAUAUUAGAUGAGCUUCGUGCCGAUAAUGCUAUAAUAUUUUAUCAAGAUGAAACAUGGAGUAAUGCUGGUGAUGAGAAGAGAAGCAUUUGGAUAGCUGAAGGUGGUAGUGGGCGUUUGAAAAAGUCUGAUACGAAAGGUGAGAUUGAAAAGAUGAUCAUUUAUUUGCAUACAAUACUGUUGAAUCAAUCUUUCCCAGGUAAAAGGCUAACAAUAAAUGGAAUCAUCAAUGAAAUGGGAUUUCACUUGGAUUCAUUGGAUAUAUUCACAUGUGAUGCUGAACAUACAAUGGACGCAUCUCGUUUUACAAAAUGGAUAACUGAAACCUGUUUCAAACUAAGAAAACAAUACGGUAAUAAACCACGUAUAUGUCUUGUUAUUGAUAAUGCCACGUGGCACAAUCAACAAACGGAUGAUUCGAAAGUGCCAACACGGUCAUUGAGAAAAGUGGCGAUUCAAAAUUGGUUGGACCAACGUAAUAUCGAAUAUGAGCCAGUGUUGACGAAAGCCGAAUUACUUGAGAUAGCAGUGAAAUUUGCUCCUCCACGACGAUAUAAAGUUGAUGAAGCUGCUCAGAGAUUUAAUGUGGAAAUCUUACGUUUACCAGUGAAACAUAGUGCAUUGAAUCCGAUUGAAUUAGCUUGGGCUGGACUUAAAAAUUACAUACGUGAUAAUAAUAUGAAUUUUCGACUCGUUGAUGUUCAUAAUUUGACAAUGGAAUAUUUGGCAGCUGUCGAUGGACCAUUAUCAACAAGUUAUUUUCAACAUAUUAAAACAUAUGAAGAUUCAUUCAAAGCUGCAGAUAAAUAUGUUCAAGAAGUGGUUGAUCCAACGCUUGAUGAGAACGAUGAUGAAACCUUCGAUAAUGAUAGCAAUGAUGAUGAAUCGGUUAUUGAUUCUGAUGAUUUAGAUGAUGAUGAUAGCUCAGAUACAUGA
This is a messenger RNA of Rotaria sp. Silwood2, 990 nucleotides long. Lineage: Eukaryota; Metazoa; Rotifera; Eurotatoria; Philodinida; Philodinidae. The record is from the annotation of a GenBank genome assembly.